Molecule: messenger RNA, 642 nt
Organism: Brassica napus (rape)
Lineage: Eukaryota; Viridiplantae; Streptophyta; Magnoliopsida; Brassicales; Brassicaceae
Product: F-box protein At3g28330-like
Exons: 1
Coding region: 1-642 (213 amino acids)
Source: RefSeq, a predicted model, not a curated record
AUGGUGAAAGAUGAUCAGCAAGAAGCCGUUGCUCACUACAGAUGCGACAUUUGGGGUCAUCCAACACAACAACUUGGCUCUUACAUCGCCACUUUCAUUACCGAAGCAUUCUUAAACCACAAGCAAAAAUACAGACAAGUCGGAGCCGUGGCUUACACGGAUGUCGGGUUGAUUCUUAUCCGUGUUGUGUCUGUCCUCGGGAACGUAUCCUUGUACGUGGUUAAUCCCGUUUCACGGGAAUGCGUAGAAACGGAUCCUCCAUGGUGUGAAGCAGAGGAGGAUUACUGGAACCUAGGUUUAGCCACACUAACCGAUAGAGAUGGCGUCGUUUUGGGUUACAAAGUCGUUCUUCUAUAUGAUGCUAUACCACGGAAAAAGAUUUUUAGUUUGCUGAUAUAUUCGUCAGAGACUGGCUUGUGGAGUCAAGAAACCGUACAGUUUCCUUACUCUUUUAGCCGUCAGGAGUUUCGCUGUUCCAUUAGCUUGAACGGAAAUCUUCACUGGGUCGCUCGCAACAACGUGAAUGAUGAAGUUGUUGUAUCCACCGACUUCUACGGUUCUGAGCAUCUUGUUUGUCGUGUUACGCGUUUCCCUGAUUUAGAAACAUCUCCAGAGUUUCAAAGAUUCUGCACUGUUUUGUAA